AUGGACGCACAGAUACUGUUACGAACGUACUGGGGCAAGUGCCUCUGGAUUAGGAAUAAGUCUUUAUCAGGAGGUGCUGAUGCGUCAGGGCAUUAUGCAGUAACAGGUGGUCAUUGGGUAUAUAAGGUUCCCGGAGAUGAAGAUUCUAAAGUAUGGAUAGAAGACAAAUCAUGGGUAGAGGAUUCUCCAGCUAAGAAAGCUACACUUACAGUGACAGGCGUAUCAAGUGUGGCAUCAGGAACUGGUAUCACCAUAAAAGGUUAUGGUAGUAAUACAUAUGUAAAAUUUGUAGAUGGUGAUGCAGGUCCGUCCCCUACUUACUCAGAUUCUGGAGCAGGUAGUGAUCAGUAUUAUACUGUUGGUAAAAAUUAUACUGGUACGUGGAAUCGUAAUGGUAUGACAAUUACGUUUGCUGAUGGUAAUAUGACUAUGACUGCUAAUAGUACAGGUACUUAUGCUAAUGGUUAUGGAAUUAGUGAUGGCUUUGCAACGGUGCCAGCUAAACCAGAAAUUCCAGGUACACCAGGCACACCGGGUACACCAACUACAGUAGUCUAUACAGGAACUACACCAUUGGGAGCUUCUAAUAUUGUGAAUGAACAGAAGGGAAAAAAUGGUGAAACAGCACAUUGGGAUUUAGAUUUGUCAGCGUAUAAUGUAAGUGAUGAGGAAAAAGCGAAUGAAUUGAUUAAGGCCUAUGUGGGUAAAACAUUACAGCAUGGUGGCAAUCUUACAAAUUUUGAAUUCAUAGACUCUGGCUCAUCUAAUACGAUGGAUAAAGAAACAAAACAAAGCUCAUCUACGCCUAUAGAUUUAGCAGUAGUACGUACAGCUGUCAAGGGUGGUGCAACAGUAUCCGAAGCAUUUUCGACAUUAUUGAAUUCCAGAAUGUCAUCAUUCUCACAGCUUAUAAAAAAUGGAGCAGAUGAAGUUACUGGAUUACAAAUAAAUGCUUCAGUCUCUGGAGCAGCAGGUAAUAAUCAAAGAAUGACCACGGCUGAUGGUGAGCUUCGCCAUUAUACUAUCGAUUUUAAAUCGUGGACAGAUGGUAAAACUAAUAUUCCAGCUGAACUAAAUGAAAAAGGUUUCCGUUUUUACUGUGCUACUGAUGCAGAACAGUGGGUAAAUGUUAUGUUUGUAAACGGAUUUGAUGGUAUGGAUAAAGACAAACCUGCUAGUGGUACAGCAACACAGGAUAUAAAGACUGUACUUAUUGAUAUAUCUGGUGUUACAGAUGCAAAAUCUUUGGUUGAAGUCAUAGAUAAAGAUUUGGGUGAUUACUUAAAGAAUGUAUAUAAACAUAACUUUUUGUUGGCAUCAGAUACAGAGGCUGGAACUGUAACUAUAUAUGAUAAGAGAAGGUAUACUGUCCUGGACAAGGGGUAUCUUGGAACUAGAGAAAAGGGUGCUAAAAUCGCUGAUGGUGUAUUGGAUAACGUAGUAAAGGACUAUCGUUAUCUUUAUGCUAAUCGCCUGAUAAUCCAUCAUACUGAUGAAUCCAGUAACAAUAUCAAGAUAGACAUUCCUCAGACUUCCAUGGAUCAGAUAUAUGGUUACAAGAAAGAAAAUUAUGAACCAGAGCAUUUCAAUGUUCUGACCAAGGAGAUGAGAGAACGUCUGUUAGGCUGGGAUUCACCAGGAGAAAAAGGUAUUAUUGACAAAGGUAUUGAGUACCUGACCGAUGCACAGACCCUUAUCGGUUCACAGAUUAAUCACAUGGAAUUUGCUGAUGCGAAUAUCACCACUAUGGCAGAGAACACUACAGCAGCAGAAUCUGUUAUACGUGACAGUGACAUGGCAAAGGAAUACUGUGAAUUUUCUAAGGCAUCUAUCCUUACUCAGACAGCACAGUCUAUGUUGGCACAAUCCAAUCAAAAUGCAGGCCGUGCAGUUGAAUUACUGCAAGGUGUGUGA
Molecule: messenger RNA, 1914 nt
Organism: Cylicocyclus nassatus
Lineage: Eukaryota; Metazoa; Nematoda; Chromadorea; Rhabditida; Strongylidae
Source: the annotation of a GenBank genome assembly